This is a messenger RNA of Exophiala oligosperma, 1668 nucleotides long. RefSeq lists its product as uncharacterized. Gene Ontology annotation, molecular function: protein heterodimerization activity; RNA polymerase II general transcription initiation factor activity; transcription coactivator activity. Gene Ontology annotation, cellular component: SAGA complex; transcription factor TFIID complex; SLIK (SAGA-like) complex. The record is from RefSeq and is a predicted model, not a curated record. Bases 25 to 1377 code for a protein of 450 amino acids. Gene Ontology annotation, biological process: RNA polymerase II preinitiation complex assembly; transcription initiation at RNA polymerase II promoter. NCBI's taxonomy places the organism in Eukaryota, Fungi, Ascomycota, Eurotiomycetes, Chaetothyriales, Herpotrichiellaceae. The transcript is spliced from 3 exons.
AGAGGUUGAUCAGCACAUAUAGCCAUGACUCUUUGGGGUCAAGACACCGUCAGGGAUGUCGCCGAGUCUGUCGGUAUCAUCAACCUCAAUAAGGAUGUCAACCAAGCCCUCUGCCGCGACGUCGAAUAUCGGAUUUCCCAAGUUCUACAGGAGGCCCUCAAGUUCAUGAAACACGCUCGAAGGACAGUUCUCUGGUCGCAAGAUAUCGCACAGGCAUUACGAGUACUGGACCUUGAGCCCCUGUACGGCUAUGAGACGACCAGACCUCUGAAAUAUGGCGAAGCGUCGCUGGGCCCCACGCAGGCGCUGUUUUAUGUAGAGGAUGAGGAAAUGGAUUUUGAAAAGCUCAUAAACGCGCCUCUACCGAAAGUGCCGCGCGAGGUGUCAUUUACAGCACACUGGCUCGCCGUCGAGGGCGUCCAGCCAUCCAUUCCCCAAAAUCCGACGUCCAACGAGGGCCGAAACCUCGAACUCCUACCUAAAGGACCGAAUGCCAAUCCGGCUCUCGCUGCGAUGGCCGGCUCUGACAAUACUACAACAAAACCCCAAGUCAAGCAUAUUCUGUCCAAGGAACUCCAGUUAUACUUUGAGAAGGUGUGCGCGUCUGUCCUUGACGAGACACAACCCGAAUAUAGGACGGCCGGGCUGGCGAGCCUGAAGGAAGAUCCAGGUCUACACCAGCUGGUACCGUACUUUGUUCAAUUCGUGGCGGAGAAGGUGACGCACAAUCUGAAAGAUCUCUUUGUGCUCACCCAGAUGAUGCUGGUGACCGAGGCGUUGACGCGGAACGAGAAAUUGAAUCUGACACCAUAUGUCGCUUCGAUGGUCCCUCCUGUCUUGACAUGUCUCAUCGGACGAACAUUGGGUUCAGGUAUUGGCUCUCUCGAUCACUACGACCUGCGUGACCUGGCGGCGUCCUUACUGGGACAUCUGUGCAACAAGUACUCGAAGCACUCCCACAACCUCAAGCCACGUUUGGCGCGUUCGUGUCUAAAGACCUUUCUCGACCCCACGAAACCUCUCGGCAGUCACUACGGUGCUAUUCUCGGACUAAAAGCCAUCGGUGGAGCGGAGGUGGUGCGACAACUGAUUGUACCUAACCUCAAAGCCUAUGGUGAAUUGCUGGAGGAAGACAUAACCACCGAAGGAAUGAAGAAGCCGGAGGCGGAGAAAGUCAUGAACGCGAUUCUCAACGCGCUAGGAACCCUGGUUGAUGACGAUGUUCCCACGAUGAAUGGACAUUCAGAAGAGGCUCUGAACAACAUGCGAACGAGGCUAGUUGAGAAGGUUGGACCGGUAGUUGGGAACCGAAUAGCGGAUUCUGGCCAUACACGGCUGGCAAAAGCUGUUCUCGACGAUACUUUUGUGGGACUGUGAAAUCAUCUCGGGAGGGGGGCGGUUGUGUGAAUAUGGCAUCCAGCGAGGGCGUUUGGGAAUUGGGAACAAGGACUUGAGGCCCCUUUUGGUAAAAGCGAUACCCAGGCAUCUGGUUCUGGGCGUUGUUUGGAUGGAAAAGGGCAAAUGCGACAUGACCCGUAGACAUUAUUUUAACUUGCCUUGGUGCUUUGUGUAUAGAGAUUUGAGACUAUCGGCGUGACUGGCUCUAAGCGGCCCCUUGAUGAAGCAUCUUGAGGCGAUAGUUUACUAAUCCUAGAUUCUCGUCUUGCG